Molecule: messenger RNA, 2745 nt
Organism: Lobosporangium transversale
Lineage: Eukaryota; Fungi; Mortierellomycota; Mortierellomycetes; Mortierellales; Mortierellaceae
Product: SPX domain-domain-containing protein
Exons: 5
Coding region: 64-2712 (882 amino acids)
Biological process (GO): monoatomic anion transmembrane transport; phosphate ion transport; polyphosphate metabolic process
Cellular component (GO): membrane
Molecular function (GO): phosphate transmembrane transporter activity
Source: RefSeq, a predicted model, not a curated record
UUUUUUUACUGUUCAUUCAUUACUCGGUAACAUUCCUCGCGCCCAUCAUUCCAUUCUGUGCCGAUGAAGUUCUCUCAUCAGCUUCAAUUCAACGUAGUACCCGAAUGGGCUGCUUAUUAUCUUGCUUACUCGAACCUAAAGAAAAUCAUCUAUCAGAUCGAGAAAGAUCUGGUUAAUCAAGCCGAUAUCGAAUAUGGUUUUCGACAGCAGGAGCCUAAUGAAACUACACGGCUACUCUCUUCAACUCCAGGACGUCCAGUUGCUGCAAUUGCAACCACUAAUAAUGCAAAAGCCUAUGUCAACAAUAUGUUCCUACCAGCGGUUGAUAAAGAGCUUGAUCGGAUCGUAACGUUUUACUACAAAAAAGAGCGUGAAUUAUAUACAGCUGUUGAAGCUCUUGCAUCGGACGUGCAGUAUGUAGAAAACGUUGAACACACGUUUGCAGCUAGAGACUUCGAUGGCGGGUACGUCCCGCGCAGGAGGUCCUCAACGGCAGCAAGUAGUAUCAAACGGCCAAGGUCUCGUCGUGACAGCAGAUCCAGUCGUCGAUCAAACAAUCAGACUCGAUCUGGCAGCUGGAGUUACGAUGCGGCAUUAGCAUUGGCAAAUGAGGCAUCCAUUCAGAAUGCUGCAGCACAAGCCGCACAUACCGAAGUUAAUCGAGACUCGGACAUCGAUACAAACUCUGAACCCUCCGUGGCCACAAGACACAUUAUUGGAUCGGCUUCUGACGCCACAGCAGUGAACCAGGAACAGCAUCAUCGAAGCCGCCACGAUGAUGACGACGACGACGAUGAUGAUGAUGACGACGACGAUAUGAAGGGUCUGUGGCUGGAACCAGAGAUGGAGGAAGACCGAAUGCGAUUUCGACAUAAUUGUAUCGAGAUGUUUGUCAACCUUUCUGAAUUACAGGCGUAUGUCAAGCUGAAUUGCACAGGAUUUUCAAAGAUUCUUAAGAAAUUCGACAAAAUUUCGGAUAACAAUACGAGGACCAUUUACAUGAAUCAGGUUGUACUCCAGGCGUAUCCAUUCAAGCCAGAAACUACGGCCAAACUUCAGGAGCAGAUCCAUCGAGUUUGUGAAAUCUAUGCGAGAAUUUUUGCGGAUGGUGACGUAGAGGUUGCGAAACGAUCGUUAAGGAUGCAUCUGAAGGAACACAUGGUCUGGGAGCGCAAUACAAUCUGGAGAGAUAUGAUCAGUCAAGAGCGAAAGAGCCAGGCAGUUGCUGUUCGCCCAUCUUCUGAGCUUGAGCGAGGACCUGUUGUCCUUCAUACACUGUUGGGUGAUUUCAAACUGCCGUUGUUCCUGACUCGCAAUGUGAUUGUGAUGAUGCUGUGCUGCAUUGUUUUCUUCGUGCUUUUGAAUGUCAAUAUCUUUGAUGAGCCAGAACAAAGAAACUGCUUUGCUAUCCUCAUCUUUGCUUCUCUCCUAUGGGCUACCGAGGCUAUGCCGCUGUUCGUCACAUCUCUUCUGAUCCCAUUACUGGUGGUUAUGCUCCGUGUUAUGAGGACUGAUGAUGCAGAUCAUACCCGUUUGAGCACACAGGCUACUGCAAAGAAGAUUUUCUCGCUCAUGUUUUCGCCAGUGGUCAUGCUGCUUCUUGGGGGAUUUGCUAUUGCGGCAGCCAUGAGUAAAUUUCACAUCGCCAAAGCCAUGGCAACUGUUGUUUUGUCUAAGGCGGGCACUCGCCCUAGUGCAGUACUCCUUGCCAACAUGUUCGUUGCUACGGUGCUAAGCAUGUGGAUCAGCAAUGUUGCUGCUCCUGUAUUAUGUUUUUCUCUUAUCCAGCCUAUUCUACGUACUUUACCACCUGGUUCUUCUUUUGGAAAAUGUCUUAUUCUUGGGAUCGCUCUCGCUUCUAAUGUAGGCGGAAUGGCAUCACCUAUUAGCUCGCCGCAGAACAUUAUUGCUAUCGAGUACAUGGAUCCUGCACCGAGCUGGCUUGAGUGGUUUUUGAUAGCGCUUCCUGUGUGUCUGGUUUGCGAUCUUGCGGUUGCAGCGAUCUUGCUAUGGACAUACGAGCCAUCUUCCAACACACCCACCAUCAGCACGAUCCGUUCCACAAAGGACCCUAUUACCAAGACACAAAUCUUUGUCUGCGUUGUCACACUGCUGACAAUCAUCCUGUGGUGCUUUGAGCAUCGUCUGGAAUGGCUCUUUGGUGACAUGGGCUUGAUUGCGAUUAUUCCACUUCUAGCAUUCUUUGGAACGGGCAUCCUCACCAAAGAAGAUUUCAACAAUUUUUUGUGGACAGUCAUUAUUCUUGCUAUGGGAGGCAUUGCGCUUGGAAAGGCUGUCGAAUCGUCAGGUCUAUUGCAUAUGAUUGCAGCCCAAGUCCAAGAAUAUGUUAGUGAUAUGACAACGUUCCAAGUGUGCUGCGUCUUUGCAUCGUUGGUCCUCGUAGCAGCUACAUUUAUCUCGCAUACAGUCGGUGCCUUGAUCAUUCUUCCCAUUGUUGCGCAAGUUGGCGCUACUCUGCCUGAUCCUCAUCCGCGCUUACUCGUCAUGGCAGCUGCGCUGAUGUGUUCAGGGGCAAUGGGCCUUCCGGUAUCAGGCUUCCCAAAUAUGAACGCCAUUAUGAUGGAGGACGAGAUGGGACAACGCUACCUUGGCACAAUCGAUUUUGUGAAGGUCGGCAUUCCUUCUAGCGUUGUAGCGUGCGUAACAAUUGUGACCGUUGGUUAUGUUCUGAUGUCUAUUCUUGGCUGGUGAUGGAAGAAGACGUCUAUGGGUGCUAUUGUGUUC